AUGAGCAGAAUUUUAGAAAUAUUAUUUUGCACCCAAGUUUUAUCUGGAUUAGCUCUAAAGCAGCCAUAUGUCUGGAGAUUCUAUGCUAGGGAAACCUAUGAAAAAGGCAAUAAUGUCAUAACCCAUACCGUGGGAGUCGUGACCUGUCCCAACUCAGGCUGCAGAGGACUCAUGACUUUCACCAUCAAAACCGCUGACCUCGAGUCCCUAAAAAGAUGGUGGGGUCUAUCCCCUGCUCUCCGCUUGCUAAAGGAUCAGACAGAAGAUUAUUGCAAAAGGUGGGGAGACACUUAUGGAGGAUGUCCAUACAACAGUUGUCGGUUUCACUCUGCAACUAUAUGGGACCAGAUUUUUCCAAUACAGGACCCUAAUGACAAAGAAUGGGAAAGAGGAGUAAAAGGGAAAAUUCAUGUAAAUAUCUGGCAUAGUGGGCCGGUUGGAGACGUGUUUAUUGUAAAGGUCAGAAAAGCACAAAACCCUGCCCUAAAUACCAUCUAUCACAUCCAGUCAGUCAUAGGAGAUCAAGAAAAGACACUAACUAGAAACUUGGAAGGUCAAAAAGCAGUAGGUCCUUUCUCUUGGAUAAAACUAAUACAGCAGGGGGCGCAGCUACUUAAUCUAAUCAGUCCAGGCAGUUACAAUGACUGUUUCUUGUGUGCAUAUCUUAACAGGCCACCACUGACUGCAGUUCCACUUCAACAACCCCUCACUGUUUCCAAAGCUCAGGUCCCAGAACCCUUUUCUCUCCAAGGUGUUCCUCUAUUCCAGGACUCAUCCAUCGGAGCACUUAAGUGCUACGGACCACCUGGUUCCUGCAAUCAGACGUUGCCAUCCUCCGGAUCCAUCACCAGCCCGCCAGGAACUUUCUUUUGCUGUAAGCGGACUCUCUACCGGUCGGUAAAUCAUACCAUCCUAGCCCCUUGCUAUCUCGUGGCCUUAGCCCCCCAGCUCAUCUUGUAUCAACCGGGCGAGUUGAGUACGCUGCUUGCCCAAGAACGUCAGAAGCGAGCAGUCCUCCUCCCCUUGAUGGUCGGGUUAAGUUUCGCCACUUUAAUCAUCGGAACGGGACCGGGGAGUUCAGGACUAGCAGUCAGCCUCCAAUCCACCAAGGAGCUCCGGGAAGAGUUAAAUCAGGCCAUGGAUGCCUCAGCACUAUCUAUGGCCUUAUUGCAGAGGCAAAUAACUUCCCUAGCUUGGGUAGCCCAACAAAAUCGGUGGGCACUAGACUUACUCACCGAAGAGACGGGGAGAACUUGUCUUCUCCUACAGGAAGACUGCUGUUACUACGUCAACAAAAGUAGAAUAGUAGAGGAAAAUAUUGGCAAACUAAAGGACAUUCACCGGAGAUUGGGGAGCACGAGCUCCCCCACCGAAACCCACUCCUGGUGGCAAUCAAUCCUUUUUCCUAUUUUGGCCCCUAUUUUAGGCCCUCUUGUCAUCCUCUUUCUUGCAUUAACUAUAGGACCCUGUUUACUGAGCACGGUAGUGCAACAGAUAGAAGCAACAGUGACCCAACAAGCUGCUGCCAAGAUCCUUUCUCUCCAGAGACACCACUACUGGAGAUUACGGCCAACUCAAAUGGAGAGUGAAUAUGCGGACUACGACACUGAUGCUAGAACAGACACCAGUGCUGUUUAG
Phyllostomus discolor (pale spear-nosed bat) is the source of this 1638-nucleotide messenger RNA. Its product is annotated as endogenous retrovirus group FC1 Env polyprotein. The transcript has a single exon. NCBI's taxonomy places the organism in Eukaryota, Metazoa, Chordata, Mammalia, Chiroptera, Phyllostomidae. The record is from RefSeq and is a predicted model, not a curated record. Bases 1 to 1638 code for a protein of 545 amino acids.